Messenger RNA from Aureococcus anophagefferens, 759 nucleotides. RefSeq lists its product as hypothetical. Gene Ontology annotation, cellular component: cytosol; mitochondrion. Bases 1 to 759 code for a protein of 252 amino acids. Lineage: Eukaryota; Pelagophyceae; Pelagomonadales; Pelagomonadaceae. The record is from RefSeq and is a predicted model, not a curated record. Gene Ontology annotation, biological process: cell redox homeostasis. Gene Ontology annotation, molecular function: peroxiredoxin activity. The transcript has a single exon.
AUGGCGUCGCAGCAGGCGCAGGGCGCCCUGGGCGUCCUCGGCGGCGCCGUGCUCGAAAAGGGCGCGCGCGGCGGCUGGGGCACGCGCUACCUGACGCUGCAGGUCGGCGACGAGAUCCCCGACUUUAGCGCGGACUCGUCCGUGGGCAAGUUCACGUACCACGACAUGGUCGACGGCGUCUGGUCCGUGCUCGUCACGUUCCCCGGCGACCGCGAGGCCGUCGCGACGACGGAGAUGGGCCAGCUGAGCAAGCUCCGCGACGAGUUCGAGGCGCGCAACGUGCGCGUCAUGGGCGUGUCCUGCAACACCAAGUACCGCCACCGCGAGUGGAUCGCCGCCGUCGAGGACAUCGAGGGCUGCAAGGUCGCGUUCCCGCUCAUCAGCGACGCGGACGCGGAGAUCUCCGCGAAGCUGGGCCUCGUGAAGCACGACUGGAAGAAGCGCAACUUCCCCUCGGCCAAGGCGGCCCUCGUGCCCGCGACGCUCGUCGUCAUCUGCGACAUCGACAAGCGCGUCCGCCUCACGAUGCAGUACCCGACGACGACGGGCCGCAACUUCUACGAGGUGCUGCGCGCCGUCGACACGGUCCAGCUGUCCCUCUUCCACCAGGUCGCGACGCCCGCGAACUGGAACCAGGGCGAGGACGUCUUCAUCGGCCCGAAGCUCUCCCGCGUCGCCGCGCAGUCCGCGUUCCCCAAGGGCAUGGUCGAGCAGCGGCCCUGGUACCGCACGACGCCCCAGCCCGACAUCUUCGGGUAA